Molecule: messenger RNA, 1406 nt
Organism: Episyrphus balteatus (marmalade hoverfly)
Lineage: Eukaryota; Metazoa; Arthropoda; Insecta; Diptera; Syrphidae
Product: inactive ubiquitin carboxyl-terminal hydrolase MINDY-4B
Exons: 8
Coding region: 185-1387 (400 amino acids)
Biological process (GO): protein K48-linked deubiquitination
Molecular function (GO): K48-linked deubiquitinase activity; cysteine-type deubiquitinase activity
Source: RefSeq, a predicted model, not a curated record
GUCGUCGUCGUCGUGUGAAAAUGGAAUCACGAAAACCCUUGAGAGAGUGCCAAAGAAAAAAGUAUAUUUUCAUAAGUGAAUUAGAAAUUAGUUUUUUGGCUGGUACUCAGAAAAGAAUCGAAAGUGAACGUUAACAGUUGUUGACUGCUCCCAAAAAAGUUUAACCAAAGGAAUACAAUUUGAAAUGGAUAUUCAGUUUCGGGCUCAAGGUGGAAAACCAAUUACUCCAGAAUUGGCAAUUGACCUUCGACAGUUGAUUUUUGGUACGGCAGCUGUGCCUGUUAGAUGUGAAUGGGCUACAACAGCUUUGAAUUUCGCUCCUCCAGGAGAAGAGCAUGCAUAUGGAUUGGUAUCACCACGCAAUGCUACUCGAGGAUUAUUGUCAGCUCUUCAAGGAUUUAUAUUGAAAAAUUUGCUCUUUAAGCGAACAUUACGUGGCUCAGGAGCUCCUUCAGCUGCAGAGCUGUUACGUCCUAACGAAGCUCAACAAAUCGAUGCCCUUAUUACAUCAAUGGUCGAGAUUUUAGCUCAAAUAUCAGAAAACAACAAGUUUAUUGUAGCUUUACCCGGCGAAGAGUCCUUUAUUGCACAUAGUACCACUUACUUUCAGGAUACGAUUACAGAAAAGCUUUAUUUGUUCCAACUUGAAUCCAAAGGAUCCUUAGAAAUUUUCUUGAAGAACAACAUACAAUUUUUUACGGCAGAAGACAGUCCAGGUGCCUUGCUGUUUCUUUACAGUGCAGUUUUGACAAGGUCCAUAGGAAAAAUUCGUUCAGACCUCGAUAAAAAAGGUGCUGGAACAGUAUCUUUGGUGGGAAAUAAGGAAGAGGGUUCAUUGAAUAUCGUGACACUCUUGUUGACUGGGAGGGCAACUCCCUACAUUCAUAAUGGCGUAGUUCAUGCUGGUGAUGAAAAUAAUUAUGCUGCUCCACAAUAUGGAACCUUAAACCGUUGUUCUAUUGGAUUACUUCUUUGGGAAAAUGAAAAGAAGCAGACAUCAGUUCUACAACCUGGCUCACGUUUAAAAACUCCACAUCUUCCAAUAUGGAUAACAAGUUGUGUGGGACAUUUUGGAGUUAUUUUCAACAACAAUCAAGAUCUGCUAAGAAACUAUCAUGCUGAAAGUCGUUUCGAGUUGGUUUACUACAGUUGUUCGGGUAAUGAAGUUACAAUGACAAUUGAUAACAGAGGAUUAACAGAGUUUUCUGCAACAACGGCAAAUCAAGCAGUGGAAAGUUCUUCAAGUCUUUCGGGUGCAGCUCCAGCUGAGGUUAAGGAAGAGACCAUAAAUACACCACUACAACAUUUGAUUCAUACCAAGUGGGAAGAUGCUUCAAUUACUUUUCAUUGUCAAACUUCGGUAGUGCGUUGCCUAUUCACCAAUUAAAAUACCUUCUAGUACUUUA